Messenger RNA from Emericellopsis atlantica, 1204 nucleotides. RefSeq lists its product as uncharacterized. The record is from RefSeq and is a predicted model, not a curated record. The transcript has 4 exons. Gene Ontology annotation, molecular function: hydrolase activity, acting on ester bonds. Bases 141 to 1094 code for a protein of 317 amino acids. NCBI's taxonomy places the organism in Eukaryota, Fungi, Ascomycota, Sordariomycetes, Hypocreales, Bionectriaceae.
GGGACAGAGAGUCGCAUUGACUGGAGAUCGCGAUAUUAACUGCGGACAAUGCAUAACACUAUCCCCAAAUGCCGGGCAAACGGAGGAUUGACUUUCCGUCGAGAGUUGUAUAAGAUGUCUGGACGUACGCAGCUGCCAGCAUGGACGUCACAUCUUGCACUCCCUAUUAUCUUUUGACUAUUUACAUUUAUACCCCCCUAAAUAUGUACAAGUCCCUCUCCUUGCUCACGGCCCUGCUUGGGGCCGCUAUUGCCCAAGAUGUGACUUAUCUGUUCACAUUUGGCGAUUCGUACACCCAGACAGGCUUUGAAAUCUCGGGGGAGAAGCCCUCAGCAGCAAACCCUGUCGGCAAUCCUCCUCUGCCUGGGUGGACGACAUCCGGCGGUCUCAACUGGGUCGGCUACAUGGUGUCCCUGUACAACACCUCGACCGUCCUCUCCUACAACUUUGCCUACGGCGGCGCCACGGUAGACUCAGACAUUAUUGCCCCCUACGACCCGUCCGUCGUCAGCUUCAAGGAGCAGAUUGCCAUCUUCUCCGACAAUCUCGUCCCUCAGCCCGACUAUGCCCCGUGGACCGCAAACAACAGCAUCGUCGGCAUCUGGAUCGGCAUCAACGACAUUGGCAACUCGUGGUGGGAGGCCACCCGCGACGAGAUCUACGAGAGGGUCAUGGCUGUCUACUCUGAUCAACUCCAGAUCCUCUACGACGCCGGUCUGCGUGACUUUUUCCUCCUCAAUGUGCCGCCAACCGACAAGACCCCAUUGAUGUCAAGCAACGGCCAGCCUCUGGUUGAUGCCAUUGCGGAUUUCAACUCGCGCGUCGAUACUCUCUUGGCCGACUUUAAGGCUGCCAACGAAGGCGUGCGUGGUGUCAUCGUGGACACGCACCCUCCUUUCAACGAGGCGAUCAACAACCCGCAGAGAUAUGGGGCGUCGGACGCAAUGUGCAUCAGCCCGGACGGCGGAUGUCUCUGGUAUAAUGAUUACCAUCCUUACACGGAGAUCCAGAGGCUGACGGGGGCCCAAGUGGCUCGGGUUUGGGGGGCGCCGUUUGCAUGCGUGGACAGUGUACUCUGCAGUAACUGCCGGUGAAUUAAAGUCAAAGUUGAAGUCGCGAAGCAGUUUAUUCGACUGUGUUACAUGAUAUAAGCCAAAAUUGGGAUUUUUGAAGUCUGGACUUUGGACGAUCAUAAACAACCAAA